AUCAUCAGUUAGAUCUUCAUUACUGGAGGAGUUAUUAUCUCACAGGAGACGUGAUGAUGGUGCUGAAACAGUGGACUCUGCUUUGUGCCUACAUGCUGAUCAUUUGUGACAUGUACAUGUCACAGGCAGCUCCAUCCAGAAGCAACAAGGAAUUAAUUUCAAAUGGAGCGGUUUCAGACACCGAUGUUGAAAAACUCCUAAGAGCUAUGAAGGACUUUAUGCAGAUGAUGAAUGAUGAGCAAGACCAUCAGUCAGCUGAUGAGAACAGCUUGGACAGACCCAUGUCUAAACGCUGCACCAAUUUAAGCACAUGUGUGCUGGGCAAACUCUCACAGGAUAUUCACAAACUGCAAACCUUUCCCCGCACCGACGUGGGAGCACAUACACCUGGCAGGAAGAGAAGUCUAUCUGAGCCAUAUGGGAACUAAAGCACAUCACACAACUGGAAAUCACAGUGUCUCAUCUACUGUUUGUCUGAGCUGCUCAUGCAUGAUCAUCCAGCUACAUUCACAAACCUGCAGCUGGUGAUGCAUGUUGAUAAAACGCACCUCAUGUUGUUUCCAUCAUUCAUGAACAUUUCAUUGUAAGCACAAACUC
Messenger RNA from Cynoglossus semilaevis (tongue sole), 597 nucleotides. RefSeq names its product calcitonin/calcitonin-related polypeptide, alpha (gene calca). The transcript is spliced from 4 exons. Gene Ontology annotation, cellular component: extracellular region. NCBI's taxonomy places the organism in Eukaryota, Metazoa, Chordata, Actinopteri, Pleuronectiformes, Cynoglossidae. Gene Ontology annotation, molecular function: calcitonin receptor binding; hormone activity. The record is from RefSeq and is a predicted model, not a curated record. Bases 54 to 428 code for a protein of 124 amino acids.